This is a messenger RNA of Coccidioides posadasii C735 delta SOWgp, 2048 nucleotides long. RefSeq lists its product as uncharacterized. Gene Ontology annotation, molecular function: phosphatidylinositol binding; ubiquitin binding. Gene Ontology annotation, cellular component: trans-Golgi network. NCBI's taxonomy places the organism in Eukaryota, Fungi, Ascomycota, Eurotiomycetes, Onygenales, Onygenaceae. Gene Ontology annotation, biological process: protein transport to vacuole involved in ubiquitin-dependent protein catabolic process via the multivesicular body sorting pathway; Golgi to endosome transport; Golgi to vacuole transport. The record is from RefSeq and is a predicted model, not a curated record.
CCGCGACUUUUGUUCUUCCUCGCAUUGAAGCCGCCCGGCUCACUCUGUCUCUCGGUUUCUAUCUUGCUUGUUCGUCGAUCCCACUUCCAUCGUCAACGUGGAGGCCACAUCCGCGCGCAUGGCGGCGAGGGACCGCUUUGGUGCCUAUGCUGAGCCGGCAAGGUCAACAUUACAACGCUACAUCUACAAUGCUUGCGACCCCCAGAACUACGAGCCCAACCUUGCUCUCAAUCUGGAGGUUGUGGAUCUCGUAAAUUCGAAGAAAGGCAAUGCCCCUCGCGAAGCUGCUUUUACAAUAGUACAACUCGUCAAUUCUCGGAAUGCCAACGUUGCCCUACUAGCUUUGGCUCUCCUCGAUAUCUGCGUGAAAAAUUGUGGAUAUCCCUUCCACCUUCAGAUCAGCACGAAAGAGUUUCUGAACGAGCUGGUACGCAGAUUUCCAGAGCGGCCCCCUAUGCGGCCCUCGAGAGUGCAGCAAAGAAUCCUUGAAUGCAUCGAGGAAUGGCGACAAACUAUAUGCCAAACUUCGCGAUACAAAGAAGAUCUAGGCUAUAUCAGAGAUAUGCAUCGGCUGCUGCUCUAUAAAGGAUACAUGUUCCCAGAAGUUCGCCGCGAAGAUGCUGCUGUUCUGAAUCCAAGUGAUAACCUUCAAUCUGCGGAAGAAAUGGAAGAGGAGGAAAAGGAGGCUCAAUCCGCCAAGCUUCAAGAACUGAUACGAAGGGGAGGCCCGGACGAUCUGCGGGAAGCGAACCGGCUUAUGAAGAUAAUGGCAGGCUUCGAUACCAGAAACAAAACUGACUAUAGAGCGAAAGCUGCAGAGGAAGUGGCGAAGGUGCAGCAAAAGGCAAAGAUUUUGGAGGAAAUGCUUCAAAAUCAUAAACAAGGUGAUAAGAUUAUCGAGGGAGACGUCUUUGAGGAGCUUGCAAAUGCAUUGCGAAGUGCGCAUCCGAAAAUACAAAAAAUGUGUGAGGAGGAGUCAGAAGAUGCCGAGGCGGUUUCUAAGCUUCUAGAAAUAAACGACAGUAUCCACCGUACGAUUGAACGGUACAAACUGAUCAAGGCCGGAGAUGUCGAAGGAGCUGCGAAGAUUCCCAAAGGAACUCUUGGAACGAGCACCGGAGUGAAGAAGAAUGCCGAAAAUGAACUGUCGCUCAUUGACUUUGAUGAACCUUCUUCGAACGGAAAUGCCGGAGCCACCCAGAGCGCUUCAUCUCUUGAAACCGACCUUCUUGGUCUUUCUUUUCAAGAUUCCUCUCAGCCAAGUGGCUCGAUAUCGCUGCCAUUGGGUCGUGCAGCCGAUGUCUCAACCCAGAACACACUGCCAUCAACUGGCUCACCUUCGGGAACCCCCUCCACCCCCCAACCGCAUAUUCUUGCCCAAAGCAGCACGACAACCAAACCAUCAAUCGCCACCCCACAGAAUGACCCAUUCGCCUCUAUAGUAUCGACGGGUUCCCGCACCUCAUCCCCAUUUCGCCAACUUCAAAGCCAUCAGCUCCCAUCCACCCCCCCAUCGUCCUUGCUUGAUCUUGAUCAGCCAUCAUCCUCGGCCGGCGCCCCGGCAACAGCUAAAGGCUCAGGGGAUGAUGAGUGGACAUUUACCUCUGCUCUGCCGGAAGACUCACUUCCAACUUCUAGUCAAAUCCUGGUUUUGAAUUCCUCGAUAAAAAUAGAGUUCGUCUCACAAAGAAUCCCGGGAGAGAAAAGAAUCCGGGUGAUGGUACAAUUUUCCAAUAACACGAGUCAAGUCAUCUCUGAACUUCACUUCCAAGUUGCAAUCGAGAAGGCGUAUAAAUUGCAGUUAUCUCCACAGUCGGGGAGGCAAAUUGCCCCGUUACAGAAAAACGGGGUGCGUCAAGAGUUGCAAUUACAUGGGAUCGAGCAAGGAAACGGCAAUGGAGUGAGACUUCGAUAUAAGAUCUCCUACAAGUUGGGUCAGGAGAGCAAAGAAGAAGACGGCUAUGUACCCCCACUGGGGAUAGCAUGAGAUGACGAUGAGUGAUGUACUGCUUACUCGAGUCAAUGCCUAACCCUGGACCUUCCUAUAC